Molecule: messenger RNA, 7152 nt
Organism: Phalacrocorax carbo (great cormorant)
Lineage: Eukaryota; Metazoa; Chordata; Aves; Suliformes; Phalacrocoracidae
Source: RefSeq, a predicted model, not a curated record
GCUCCAUUCAGUGGCGGGUUCCGAGGCGGACGGAGCUCCGGCGGAUGGGCGCGGCGGUUGCACAAUAGACACAGGUCCUCGGCCAGCAUCACUCAGAGGGCAGCAGCCGCAGGAGGAGGUAGAUCCCGUUCUGGUGCAGUAUAAAAGGAAAAAUGUUCUCCCGACUAAGGGUAGCUGCCACUCCCUGUGCGAUGGCAUGUCGCAGUGCACAUACGAAAGAAAAAGGCAAGCCGUUGAUGUUAAACCCACGAACAAACAAGGGUAUGGCCUUUACAUUACAUGAACGACAGAUGCUUGGGUUGCAAGGACUCCUACCUCCUAAAAUAGAGACACAAGACAUUCAAGCCUUACGCUUCCAUAAGAAUUUGGCAAAAAUGACUGACCCCUUGGAAAAGUAUAUCUACAUAAUGGGAAUCCAAGAGAGAAAUGAAAAGUUAUUCUAUAGGGUAUUACAAGAUGAUAUUGAGCGGUUAAUGCCAAUUGUAUACACACCAACAGUAGGCCUUGCCUGCACCCAGUAUGGACACAUCUUCCGAAGACCAAAAGGGUUGUUUAUUUCUAUCUCAGACAGAGGCCAUAUAAGGUCAAUUGUGAACAACUGGCCAGAGAACGACGUUAAGGCCGUUGUCGUCACUGAUGGAGAAAGAAUAUUGGGUCUUGGAGACCUAGGUGUUUAUGGGAUGGGAAUUCCAGUAGGAAAACUGUGUUUGUAUACAGCCUGUGCAGGAAUACAUCCAGAUAAAUGCUUGCCUGUGUGCAUCGACGUUGGAACUGAUAAUACAACACUCUUAAAAGAUCCAUUUUAUAUGGGCCUGUACCAAAAAAGGGAUCGCUCACAAGUCUAUGAUGACCUAAUUGAUGAAUUUAUGGAGGCCAUUACAGACAGGUAUGGCCAGAACACACUUAUCCAAUUUGAAGACUUCGGAAACCACAAUGCUUUUCGGUUUUUAAGAAAAUACAGAGAGAAAUAUUGUACCUUUAACGAUGAUAUUCAAGGGACAGCUUCGGUGGCCUUGGCAGGACUGCUGGCAGCACAGAAAGCCACCGGUACACCACUUGCAGAGCAGAAAGUGCUGUUCCUUGGAGCAGGAGAGGCCGCCCUGGGAAUUGCAAACCUCAUUGUUAUGGCUAUGAUGGAAAGCGGUGUUUCUGCUGAGGAAGCCUACAGGAGGAUAUGGAUGUUUGACAAAUAUGGUUUGCUGGUUCAGGGCCGAGAACAAAAGGUAGAUUCCAAUCAAGAACCAUUUAUGCAUCAGGCUCCAGAGCAGAUACCAAAGACAUUUGUAGAGGCAGUGAAUGUACUUCGGCCUUCAGCUAUCAUUGGAGUUGCAGGGGCUGGGCGGCUCUUCUCUGAGGACGUGAUCAAAGCCAUGGCCUCUAUCAAUGAGCGACCCAUAAUAUUUGCACUAAGUAACCCUACAGUGAAAGCUGAAUGCACAGCAGAGGAAGCAUAUACAUUAACAGAGGGCCGUUGCUUGUUUGCCAGUGGCAGUCCCUUCGACCUGGUGACUCUGAAAGAUGGAAGAACCUUCAAACCAGGCCAAGGAAACAAUGCUUAUAUUUUUCCAGGCGUGGCUCUCGCUGUGAUCCUCAGCAGUGUUCGACAUAUUAGUGAUAAGGUUUUCCUAGAGGCUGCUAAGGCAUUGGCAGAACAGUUGACUGAUGAAGAACUUGCACAAGGAAGACUUUAUCCUCCACUGUCCAACAUCAGGGAAGUUUCUAUUUAUAUUGCUGUCAAGGUUAUGGAAUUUUUGUACGCAAACAACAUGGCUUUCCAUUACCCUGAACCCGCAGACAAGAACCGUUACAUUCGAUCAAAGGUUUGGACCUACGAAUACGAAUCGUUCAUGCCAGAUGUGUAUGACUGGCCUGAAUCUAAGGUUCACUGAUGCAUCAGAAGAUCACACUCCUCAGGCAGUAUCUUCUACUCUGCAGGGAUUCCUUUUCAGACCAAUUUAAAUCAUGAUCUUCGAGUCCUGUAAUUUAUUUUUGCUCAUUUUGUUCUUUUUUUUCCCCUUCUACCCUGUUUCUCACUUGACGUAGACUUCUCCCCACUCUCCCAAGUACCUGAUAAACUGUAUGGAUGAUGGUAUCCGUCACAGGAAUGAGAGAGCUCUCCAAAAUUAAUUUAAAUAAUGACAUUGCAUUUCUAGCUUAGAGCCGGCACCACACUAAAGAAUUCCAGUAAUGAGGUUUUAGCUACGUGCAUUUGAUGAUGAACUAGAGCUCUCUCAUCACUGUUGAUUUCUAGAAUGAUUUAUUUCUGCUUUUAAUAAUCAGUCUUCUAAUUGUUCUAGUGUUGUCACACUGCGUUAUCUGUGACAUCACCAGAGAGCAUUUUUAAGAAAAAAAAAAAAAGGACAGCUUAAGACAAAUUUACCAGUCUAAUGGGCUUUUCUGAUUUGUCUGACGUUUAAAGAUGCCCACGUCCAGACUUCCUUGCGGCAUCAGCUGCUCUAUUUCUUUGAACGUGCUUUGAGGAGCAGCGUGGUGUGCACGUGUGGCAUCUGCAGCAGUGUUUGUAUUUCGUGUUCUCAUCGUUGCACGAAAUCUGUUAUCAGGAAAAAUGUGAACUAGUUGAAGUUAUCCUUGGAAAGCCUGAAAAUACUAGUAAUCACUUAAUAGCUUUUAAAAACAGAGCUACGCUGUGGCAUAAUAAAUUCUAUCACAUAAAGGAAGGAUCUGAAGGAAUUUAUAGAAAUCGUUUAGUGAUUUUUACAAGAUGUACCACAGGAUUUUUUGUUUCAUCUGUUUCAUCUGUUAAUUAAGAAUUAAGGUUCUGUUUCUUCUAAGCUAAAUUGUUUUCUCCCUUGCAUACCCUUGUUCUCAUAAAAAGACUCGUGUGUGAUGGUUUAAUGACAUCGCUGGCUCAAAACCUCCUAAGCAGACUCACUUGCCACUUCAAAAAAAACCCCAGAGGCAGCUGAUGAAUCUGAAACAGAAGGUGUUACAGGCAGCUAUUGACGCGCCCAUUUACAGAAGUUUGCAUGUUUCUUGUGGUCUCAGUCCAGUUUAUUCAGUUCGGUUUGAAUACAGGACUCGAAAGAUCUCAUUUCUUCAGCUUAGAAGCUCAAAGUUGAUUGCUUCAUCUUCCUCUCUCCAUUUACAGGUUUAAUUUGUCAGGUUUUUUAUGUAAAAACAAAAAUUGCAAGGAGAAUUUUUUCUUGCAGCGAAUAGUACUGCACAUUUGAUACAGAUGAACGUGCAUUCCUUUUUGUUUUGAUCGUAUCGGGUUUGAGCACCCUCCGUUACUUCACAUGAGCGGGCAAGGCCACAGAGUGAUACUUAGAGUCUGUGACUUCUCUAAAUCUGGGCUCUGGAACAAGAACAAUGGUAUGUCAGGAACAGAAAUAAAAAUAAUGUGCUGUUCCGUAGCUUGCUGCAUCGAGGCCAAAAAAAAAAGGACAAAAAUAAAUGGGUAGAUGUAAAAGGGCUAUACUGCCAAACUUGAAGCCGGAAUCCAAAGAGACAAAGUAAAGCUUGCUUAGGAUUUCCCCGUGGCAAGCACCGCUCUUAUAUCCUCAUUUAUACAGGAAAAUGCCGUCUCUGCAGAAUAGGUCCAAAACAGAACGGGGAAAACAGUCUCUGUACCCCCGUGGACACAGUCUCUGUCGCUUUCUGCCUAGUAUCUGAUUUUAAAAUUAUGGUCAUGUAUUAAAUAAAAAGAACAGUACGCUUUGGGAAGGCUUUAGCGGAGUGAGGGAAGAAGACUGAUUAUAUAAACACAGAAAACAGUGACGUGGGGAAAAGGCUGCUUAUUCAAACUGUGGUAAAGUGCUGUCUGGUGGGGGCUCGGGAUGCUGCGUUGCCGAGUUGGGCGACGUACGUGGUUUGCAACUUGUAUAUGUAAGUAUAUGUAUAAAAAAAAAAAGACCAACACACGCAUAUGAUGUUUUUACAAAGAAUGCUUUUUUCAUCUAUUUUUGCUAUGCCUGGUUUUUAUUGUAUUUAAAUUUGUGAUCAUAGUGAAAAAUUAUUUAUUUAGUGUACAAAUUCUUUUUACCUUCUGAAAAUUCAACUCUAGCCUGUUGCAGUGUGUCAGUGGAGUUCUGCAUCAUCGGAUUCAAGUAUGUUGGGAACGCACACUUCCUCACUUCUGCCGACACACUAAUUAGGCAGAUGAGUAACAAAAAUACCCCAUGCACUGAUCUUGUGUCCUGGCUGAGAAUGAUCACAGAGGCAGGGCAAUCGGUCCGGAAAUAUAACUCUGUCUUACAAAAUAAAGAUCUGCAUCCAUCUAUUCAGUCUGAUUAUUUUUUUUCAGGCAAGAAGUACAGUCAUGGUUUGUAAUCGGUGGGCAUUGAUAGUACUCAGGAAAACAGCAUUACCUGCACGCAGCAGGAGUCUUGGUUUGGGCAAGAGUGGUUUUGGUUCCCGAAGGCAGUUGUCACGCAGGAAACUCGCAGCAGCUGCCAUUCAGCCAAGGGAAGAUACCCGCUCCAUGAAGCACGGUCCUUCCACUUCCUGGCAGGGGCUCCCUGCUGUCUUUAGGCAGAUGCCAAGAGAAUUGUUCAGAACUGGCUGGCAGUGGGAUUUUCCCCGAGUUCCUGCGUAAUUUUUCCUGGAAAUUGCACUGUACAGGUGAAGAAGAACCAGUCUUUAGCUGACUCGAAGGCUCCAGUUACAGUACAGCCCUGCCCUGAUCGGUCUGUGCAUGUGUUGGAGCUCGAGAGUAAAGAAGGCGUGACUGUGUCUCUCUAACCUGUCCCAUUUAGAGCAGCUAAGUGGUACCAGUUAGGCUUCAUCUGUACAUAGGUACCUGUGGACAUUGCUUAAUCAGGUUCUGUGGAUCAUCUGUAGCUUGCAGUGUAGACUUGGUGGAAUUUUCCCUUUAAUGUAUAGCCAUUGUUUUCCAUUAGCGACAGGUAACAUGUCAGCUCACAAAGUUUUAAGUGCAUCUCACUCUCCUUUUCAUCUUUUUCAGAUUUUUUUUUUUUAUAAAACAUAUACAUUCAUCUUCAGUUUUGUGUAUUCUUCAGGUCUAAUUAAUCUUUGAAUUAAUUAUGACUGCUAAUCUUGCCGCUUACUAAGGAACCACAGUAUCCUUUUUCAUAUUCCACAUAACCUGCCUUUUUCUAUUUGCUGGCUUAUUCAGAAGCAUUUACCGAUGUUUAUCUAUACAGAAAAUUCUCUUGCGCAGCAUGCAAAGGGCAAAAGUUGUCACCAGGAUGUGUUUUGUAAUGCUGCAUAGUGUAAGUUAAGCUUAUACUGCUAAGUUAAGCUUAUUCCUUAAAAAAAUCCAUCACCUGAAGGAUGCCUAGUUUUCUAGUUGUUCACACAGCCCUCAUGACUUUUGCCCUCCGAAUGUUAUAGGAGUCUGUCUUUCAUGUUUCUUCUGUAAGGAUACUAUUCCGGAUGUACGGACACCUGGGAGAGGAUCAGAAACUCCCUCUGAGGUCAGUAGCUGAGCCUUUUCCAGGACUGGUCCAAGACUUGCUUCCUUAAAAUCAACAGAAGCAGGACUGAGCCUCUUGGCAGCGAUGUAUAGAAAUGUCUUGGGGAGGAGGAGAAGGGUAGCUAAGGGAGCGCAGCCUUUUCUUACCAAAUACGCGUGUUCUUGUUCAAAGAUGUUACAAAGGUUUGUAUGUUGCUGAAGCGUAUGCCCCCGUGCCAGCAAUUGUUAUGUAGAGGAAGACUAUUAAAAUGUUGUGUCUGAUAGAUUCUAAAACCCAAAUGUGACGCCUCGCCUAAGUUCUUGGUUAUGUUUGUGAACAGUGAUGUUUCAUGAUGUGGUGUUUGUUACCCAAGCCUAAAACAAAGUGACACUUAAGUGCAGCUCGGUGUUUAACAGGUUUCCUCUGGUAGGAGGUGUCUAUGUACUGUGGGUUUUGUUUGUUUGUUUGUUUCAGGAAGGGGGUAUAGUAACCUUUUGUCACACUUCUCUGAUAGUAUCUGUAAAGAUAAAUUAUACGGUUUUUAGUUUCUCAUUAGUGGGCCUAUUUAGUGACUAUUCCUGUAGGAGAGCAGAGCUCACUAUUGUACAGCUACAACUGUGAAUUUUAGUUCAGCUGACUCUGGGCCUAAGUAAAUCCAAGUUGUUGUCUUUCAUUUGCUCCUGGUCUUCUUGACGUCAGAGGUGCAGAUUGGAACACCUCUGUCAAUUGGGUAAAGAUACCUAUGAAACUCUCAGAUCAGACUGUAAGAACAGUAGUUUGGACUCCCGUUCUGUCUCGGCUGUAAGUGCUGCUCCUGAGUUUAAGAAAACCACUGUUGUUUUGGACUCUUUUAAAGAUGAUGCAUACUGUUAUCCUGUUUCGUAACAGCCAUGGACUGGUUUUAUGCUGAAUACUGGAGCAAGGAGAAAAUCUAGAGCAAAGCUCUAAUUGCACCUACUUGACAGCUGAAUUUGAGCAAUGUAGUUCAGUUGCCGCCAGUGAAGGGACAUCUAAUUCUGUACAGAUCUACCUUGACCUACCUACCUACUCCUGAAAUACACACUACUGUGGUAUCGGAAAGCCUGCAGAUAUUCUGGGUGAACCGUGAGGAAAAUUCAGCACGCUUUAGACCUCUGCUUCUUGCCAUCGCCUCCCGAAUCACAGCACUCGGUGAGGAUGCAGCUUGCUCGUGCCUUCUCCGGAGGAACAUGUGCUAACAGCUAGAUUGUACAUGGGGAAUUUGGUACCUGGUGGCACAGUGGACCAUGGCUGCAGCUCAUGUAAAAAGCUCUCUCAUAUCAGACGUUUUGCUCCUGGUGCAGGAACCCUGUGGCGUGCGUGUAUGUUCUCUGCGUGUGAAGUGGGUGCUGGGUUGAACUGAACUCUCUAAGGAGCUUUGACUAUGACUUAUCCAUCCUUUAAGUAGUUUACUGAAAAUGGAAAUAAAACCACUUUUAGGACUGCAUAAACAUAGCAAGAUGGCCAGUUUGUCGAGAAAUAAAAUGUCAAAAUAAUUUACAUUCAUUUCUGUCUUAAGCAUAUCUACCUUACACAAAUAAACAUAAGUCUACUGGAGUGCUUGUGAGAAGAAUAGUUUUAGCCUAAUCUCUCCGGGGUUGAAUUUCCCUGGGAGGGUCAUUGCUCAGCUGAAACUAAAACUGUAUUUAAAUGUGAACUGACUGGGUUUUUAUUUUUUCUCCUUUAUAAUGUUGUAACUCUAUUGAAAUAUGUGUUCUGGUCUUCUAUUUUCUUAGUAAAAUGCAUUCCCUUGCCUAAA